GGAGGCCACUUCCGCCGUAGCCCUCCAAGCAGAGCCCGCCCCGCCCCGCGUGACGCCACUUCCGCUUCCGGCCCCACACGGCGGCCUUCCGGCUUCCCUGACGUCGGCUGCUCGUGAGCGGAGAGAGAGCGCGGCGUGCCCGCCGGAUCGCAGCCAUGACUGAGGCUGAUGUAAAUCCCAAGGCCUAUCCCCUUGCAGAUGCGCAUCUCACCAAGAAACUAUUGGACCUUGUUCAGCAGUCAUGUAACUACAAGCAGCUUCGGAAAGGAGCCAAUGAGGCCACCAAAACCCUCAACAGAGGCAUCUCUGAGUUCAUUGUGAUGGCAGCAGACGCUGAGCCCCUGGAGAUCAUCCUGCACCUACCACUGCUGUGCGAAGACAAGAAUGUGCCCUAUGUGUUUGUGCGCUCCAAGCAGGCCCUGGGGCGAGCCUGCGGGGUUUCCAGGCCUGUCAUUGCCUGUUCUGUCACCAUCAAGGAAGGCUCUCAGCUGAAACAGCAGAUCCAGUCCAUUCAGCAGUCCAUCGAAAGGCUCUUAGUCUAAGCCUUUGGCCUCUGCCCUGGUCCCGCCCACCCCGCUCCCUUCCCCCUUGAAAUCAUGUAUCAUAUUGUCAGUGUUAGCAUGUAGUAUUUUCAAUGCCUUUCUAUUAUAAAGUAUUGUACUAAAUCUGGUUUCUAGGUUGUUGUAUUGUUUUUGGUUUGUUUUACAGAACUGUUUUCCCUUAUCUCCCCUUCACCUUCUUUGCCAUCCUUUUACCCUAUCUUGAAAACUGAGCUAAUGCCCAAAACAAAGGCAGAAAGAAGGAGGGGAAACCCCACUGAGAGAUUUUGGUGCAGCUUUCACCUACCAACUCCCUCCUGCAUGCAGGUCAGGAAUAAAUACCAGCCAGUUUAGGGUUCUAUGUGCCUGCCAUGCAGGAUCUCUGUACAUGGUCCAGUGGUUGAGGCUCUUCUCUAUUUCCCUCUUUCUAAAUGAUCAUGUAUUGUUUAAGGAGGAGAUGUAUGUUCCAUGAGGUGGGUCUGUAGCCAUUUACUAAUGUGUACUCCUGGAGCUUUGGAUGUGAUGCUGUAUUCUCGCCUCACGCGUGCCUCUGAGGGUGGUAGAACAGCAAUAUACCAAAGGGGAAGCCUGUCGGAUUUGAAGGCAGGCUGGGUGAAUGGUGUUUGGGGGUCAACGUGGGCUUUGAAGACUGAGGAGUAGCAAGGACAGAAGGGUCAAUUGAUGCUGGAAUGGGGGAUUCUGGGAAUUCUGGGAAAAAUCAUAGUUACAUGGUAGAUACAACAGAGAUGGUUGAGUCAGAAAACUUGUGGGGGUGGGGGUCAAUGGGGAUUUCUUCAGUUAUAUUACAUGAAAACUGAUGUGUCAUUCAUUCUUGGACACCUAAUAAAAAGUAUAUUCAUAUUCCAUUUUAAA
Messenger RNA from Perognathus longimembris pacificus (Pacific pocket mouse), 1412 nucleotides. It is a transcript of the gene Snu13, whose product is annotated as small nuclear ribonucleoprotein 13. Lineage: Eukaryota; Metazoa; Chordata; Mammalia; Rodentia; Heteromyidae. The record is from RefSeq and is a predicted model, not a curated record. The coding region runs from base 156 to 542 and encodes 128 amino acids. Gene Ontology annotation, cellular component: U4/U6 x U5 tri-snRNP complex; nucleolus; box C/D methylation guide snoRNP complex. Gene Ontology annotation, biological process: mRNA splicing, via spliceosome; ribosome biogenesis; maturation of SSU-rRNA. The transcript is spliced from 3 exons. Gene Ontology annotation, molecular function: RNA binding.